CUCAGUUUCCACUACAAACACUGGAGGUGGAACUUUGACCACUGCUCCAGUCACUGGUAUUAGCCAGCUAGCUGCUCUUUGUUUUAUUUUCAUAAUUGUGCGCGGUUUUUCAUAUGCAGCGAGAUGUGGUUUAUUUAUUUACUCAGCUGGCUGUCGCUGGUCAUUCAGAUAUCCUUUGUCACUUUAGCCAUAGCUGCUGGCCUCUACUAUUUGGCAGAACUAAUAGAAGAAUACACGGUAGCCACAAGUCGAAUAAUAAAGUACAUGAUACUGUUCUCCACAGGUGUACUGGUUGGUCUCUAUUUGUUUGAAGGCUUUCCAGGUCUGAUGGUGGGAGUGGGCCUGUUCACUAACCUGGUGUACUUUGGCCUGCUACAGACCUUCCCCUACAUACUGCUCAGCUCCCCAAACUUCAUCCUGUCCUGUGUGUUGGUGGUAGUCAACCAUUACAUGGCCUUCCAGUACUUUGCGCAGGAGUAUUAUCCGUUCUCAGAGGUGUUGGCGUACUUCACCAUCUGCCUGUGGGUGAUUCCUUUUGCUUUCUUCGUGUCACUAUCAGCUGGUGAAAAUGUGCUUCCGUCCACCAUGCAACAAGGAGAUGACGUGGUGUCUAAUUAUUUCACCAAGGGGAAGAGGGGGAAGAGGUCUGGGAUCCUCCUCGUCUUCUCUUUCCUCAAGGAGGCGGUGCUUCCCAGCAGACAGAAAAUGUACUGAGGAGCCCAGCUCAGAGCGGGGCCUCCGGGGCUUCAGGGGCCUUUGGGAGUGAGUGGAAGUUGACAGGAAACAGAAAGGACUGUGCAAAUAGUUUAUGGAUGGGACUUGAAUGAAGCAAGAAGAAGCAGAAGCAGAGCACCUGAAGAGGACGGACCAAUGAACAAACACAGCAUCCUGCUGGACCUGAGGAGUUUCUACAGGCCACGUUUAUCUGUCCUUUAUCUGUCCAUACUGACCGCCAACAUCUGUUCAAGUGAGGAUCAUGUAUGUAGUGCAAUGCCUUUUACUGUCAUGUCCGACACUUUUAGGGGUUUAGUUUAAUGUUAGCAACCACAGAAUACCAGUCUGACUUUGGUUGAUGAGGAAAACUGGUGGAACAUUUCCUCUGCAAGUGAUGCUUGAUGUUUGUUUGAUUGUUUGAGGUUUUACAUAUAUGUAUAAAAUCUCAAACUAUCCUUGACAAAAGUUCAAAGGGUUUAAAAAAAAUAGUGAAAUGAAUCAAAGGCAUCUGUGUUAAAGAUUAUCUGUGUGUGUCCUGUGAAGCAAAGAAGGAAACUUCACAGAAUACUUUUGAAAACCAACAAGGACCUGAAUUUAGCUCCGGUCAAGGACGAUCAGGACCACGACGGUGUCAAAAAGAAAUCUGAUAUGAAGUAUAAAUCUGUAAUAUUUUGAAGAAAAAAAGUGAAGCUAUGAGAAUGGUCAUUAAAUUCAGAGAAAAAACUUACGAAUAAAGUCGAAACCUUAAGAGAACAAAGGUGAAAUUUCUGAAUGAAGUCAUAAGAUUAAGAAUAAACUGAAUCUAUUAUGAGGUUAAACUUACAUUUUUUUUUAUGAAGGGAAAGACAUUAUGGUUAACCGCAAAAAAGCAUCAAUUUAUGAAUUCCUAAUACUCUUAAUUACCGCUUUUUUCAUAAUGUUAUGACUUUUUUGACUUAAUUGUCGUAAUAGUGUAGUUCUUUUCCUCAUAAAUCAUGGCUUCUGUCAUUUCUUCUGUCUUUGUUCUUUUAAUAUUCUGACUUUCUGGCUGGUUUUCUCAUAAUGUAGCAACUCUACAGUUUAAAUAUCAGAUUUUUCUCCGUCAUUGUGGCGCUGAUACUCGGGAUCCGCUGAUCUGUUAAUGAAAAUUUCAUUUUGUUAUCAAGUUACAAGACGUAGUGUUUGAUAAAUGUGUCCGCAGACGUAAAGCUGAUCUAAAACCGCUCAAUUAGUGCCGGCUUCGUGUCUGAAUCAUUGAUGUGGCCACUGAGUGUAAAUUUGUUUCAUUUUCUCACCUGCAUCAACGCAUCCAUCAGUCACCAGCAUUUUUAGUAAAGCCGCUUCCCUGUGUUUAUUUUGACUGUUCUUAAGAUUUCUCAUUAAUAACAAACAAGUUUUUUUUUUUUUUUUGUACACUGAUGAAAACACAUUUGUGAAGAUCGAACCUGUGCAGUGAGUCUUGUAUGGAUAUUUUGAGGACAAAAGCUACUUUAAGUGGUUGGGUAAUCAAAGCAGCCGUGGUGGGGUCUGAAAUACUUUUUAUCAAUUACUGACUGUGAUUCAUUGUUGGCUGGUAUGCACACAACUUUCUAAUACAAUAAAAGUCAGGUUUUUCACAUUG
Messenger RNA from Sphaeramia orbicularis (orbiculate cardinalfish), 2314 nucleotides. RefSeq names its product testis expressed 261 (gene tex261). The record is from RefSeq and is a predicted model, not a curated record. The transcript has 6 exons. Gene Ontology annotation, biological process: endoplasmic reticulum to Golgi vesicle-mediated transport. Lineage: Eukaryota; Metazoa; Chordata; Actinopteri; Kurtiformes; Apogonidae. Gene Ontology annotation, cellular component: endoplasmic reticulum membrane; COPII-coated ER to Golgi transport vesicle; Golgi membrane. The coding region runs from base 124 to 714 and encodes 196 amino acids. Gene Ontology annotation, molecular function: COPII receptor activity.